UUCCCAACAAUUCCUAAAACUCGAUAGGACCUGAGGAAGCUUAAUCUCAUUAGUUUGAAAGGCAAGAAGACAAGUCUGCAAAAGAAAUGGAGAUGAAGGCUUCCUUGAAGUUGACUUUCUUGGUCGUGCUCUUAGUCUUUACCAUUGGUCAGGAGAGCAUCGGAGUCGAAGGCAGAACCACAGACGAGGUGAUGAAGUGUGAGAAAUAUUGCAAAGCUCCUUGUGAAUGUGUUCAGCAGUACUGCGUCUGCGGUGGUUCAUCAGAGGAACAACCCCUGACCUCCGGCCGCCUCUUCCCACAUCCGCAAUUGGGACAUUAGAAACAAGAUUCAUUAUGAGUGCAUGCUUCUCCAAAUAGAGUGAGAAGUUUAAUUUAUGUUCAAUAAUGUUCUCUUAAGAAGAAGAAGUCGAUAAUAACAAUACUACCAAUAAUAAUGUUACAUUUGUGUC
Messenger RNA from Linum trigynum, 450 nucleotides. The record is from the annotation of a GenBank genome assembly. NCBI's taxonomy places the organism in Eukaryota, Viridiplantae, Streptophyta, Magnoliopsida, Malpighiales, Linaceae.